This is a messenger RNA of Hevea brasiliensis (rubber tree), 2975 nucleotides long. Its product is annotated as receptor protein kinase-like protein At4g34220. Gene Ontology annotation, molecular function: protein kinase activity; ATP binding; protein binding. The record is from RefSeq and is a predicted model, not a curated record. Gene Ontology annotation, biological process: protein phosphorylation. Lineage: Eukaryota; Viridiplantae; Streptophyta; Magnoliopsida; Malpighiales; Euphorbiaceae.
GCAGGCAGUCCAAUAAGGUGAUUUUCAUAAUCUUCCUUUAUCUUCUGUCAAGUUUUCCUUUCAUUGCAUCAUCAAUUCCUCCUCACAGCCAAAUAAAGGUCUGAUCUUUCUGCCUUACCUCAAUCUCUGCAACUUUUCCUUUUCUAGUACCCUGUUUUUCACAUUUUCCAAGCCCAAGUUCAGUUGCUUUAAUUCAUUACAUCAUUAACACAUAAUCAACAUUCAACAACUCCUGCUCUCUUACCCUCCCCUGCUGUAAUCCUUUUUCGUUUCUUAUGGAUUUGGUCACCUGAACAACUACAACUGCAGUUGGUCACUGUCUCUCUCUUUCUCUCCCUAUAGCCACCCGCACCUCCUGCUGUGAGUAUGUAAAGGGUAAUUCUAGCUAGCAAGUUUCAUUAGUCCGAGAAACCAUGAGUCUCGAUGGCAUCAAUCUUCGUUGCUUUACCUUUGUUCUUGGUAUUGUUCUUGUUCUUGUUUUUGUUCUAGUUCCCGCAUUUGCUCUCAACACGGAUGGGGUACUUUUGCUUUCCUUCAAAUACUCUGUCCUCAGUGACCCAUUAUCAGUCUUGGAAAGCUGGAACUAUGAUGAUGUAACCCCAUGCUCAUGGAAGGGAGUGACCUGCACAGAAUUAGGCCUACCAGGCACACCAGACAUGUUUAGGGUCACUAGCUUGGUCCUCCCUCGUAGCCAGCUUCUGGGUUCAAUUCCUCCGGACCUGGGCUUCAUUCAACAUCUUAGGCAUCUUGAUCUUUCCAGUAACUUCUUGAAUGGAUCAUUGCCUAGUUCAUUUUUUAAUUCCACUGAACUGGAAGUGAUUUCUCUUUCUGGCAAUGAGAUCUCUGGUGACUUGCCUGAGUCUAUUGGUGGAAUGAGGAGUUUACAGUGCUUGAAUCUUUCUGAUAAUGCCUUGGCUGGGAAAGUACCUAAGAAUUUGACCACUCUACAAAAUCUUACAGUUCUUUCUUUAAGAACUAAUCACUUUUCUGGUUAUGUUCCAAGUGGUUUCAAUUCUGUCGAAGUGUUGGAUCUGUCCUCCAAUCUUCUAAAUGGGUCAUUACCUCUUGAUUUUGGUGGGGAUAAUUUGCGUUACUUGAAUCUCUCUUGCAACAAUCUUUCAGGGCCAAUUUCACAAGCAUUUGCAAAGAAAAUUCCUCAGAAUGCCACCAUUGAUCUCUCUUUCAACAACCUAACUGGAGCAAUCCCAGAAUCUGUGUCUUUGCUUAAUCAAAAAACAGAAUCAUUCAGAGGAAAUGUGGAUCUUUGUGGCAAACCAUUGAAGAAUCUUUGCUCAAUCCCAUCUACUCGCACUCCUCCACCAAAUAUUUCAACCAUUUCACCAGCUAUUGCAGUCAUACCAAAACCACUAGAAUCAAACCCAGUAGCAAGCUCGUCAGGAACCCAAAACACUACCACACAAAACCAACCCAAAAACGGUCUAAAAACAACCACUAUAGCUGCUAUCGCUGUGGCAGAUUUAGCAGGCAUAAGCAUUCUCGCUAUGGCCAUUCUUUAUGUAUACCAACUGAAGAAGAAGAAGACUCUCAACCAAAAGCAUAACAACAAUAACAGACCACCAAAGAGCGAGCAAAAACUACCAUCAGAAACCAUAAUAUCAAAAGUUGAUCAGACACCAGUGGAGCCAAGAAAACCCACAACCUGGUCAUGCCUAACCAUUAAAGCUGAAGAAACAUCAGAAGAAGCGACAACUUCAGAUAGCGACCACGACGGCGGCGAAGGAGGGGGCCAGCAGAAUGAAGUUAUCAAUGUGAACCAGAACCAGCACCAGCAGAAAGGAGGAAAGCUUGUGAUAGUGGACGGGGAGACGGAACUGGACAUGGAAACACUGCUAAAAGCAUCAGCAUACAUAUUGGGAAGUAGCAAAGCAAGCAUAGUGUACAAGGCUGUGCUCGCAGAUGGUACUGCGUUUGCAGUGAGGAGGAUAGGAGAAAGUGGUGUGGAGAGUUUCAGAGAUUUUGAGAACCAAGUGCGGUUCACUGCGAAGUUCAGACACCCAAAUUUGGUUAAGGUUCGUGGGUUUUAUUGGGGAGACAAUGAGAAGCUUGUUAUUUAUGACUAUAUCUCCAAUGGCAGCCUUGCAAGCUCCAGUUACAGAAAAUCUGGUUCGUCAUCAUUUCAUAUGCCCCUAGAAGUUCGGUUCAACAUAGCAAGAGGCGUAGCUCGAGGACUAGCCUUCAUUCAUGACAAGAAAUAUGUGCAUGGUAGCAUCAGACCUACCAACAUCCUCUUAAACUCUGACACGGAGCCCAUAAUAGCUGAUUUCGGGCUAAACCGGCUUAUCUCCAGCAAUAACAAUAGCUGCAAAGCUAGCAAUUCCGGCUGGCAUUUUGGAAACCAGAGAUCCAAUUCUACUUCACAAGACCACUUUAUCACUGCUAGCCCCUAUGCAACCCCUAGCUUCUCCAUAACUACCUGUACGUCACCGUAUCAAGCACCGGAGUCUUUAAAGAAUCUAAAGUCAAACCCUAAAUGGGAUGUCUAUUCAUUUGGUAUUAUUUUGCUUGAACUUCUCAUUGGUAGAGUGCUUUCAAAUCGAGAAUUAAGCCAAUGGACUACUGGUUCAAUGACAGAGGACAAGAACCAGGUUUUGAAAUUGGCUGACGUGGCGAUCAUGGCUGACGUGGUGGCUAAAGAAGAUGCCAUGGUGGCAUGCUUGAAGUUAGGGUUUAGUUGUGCUUGUUUUGCACCAGAAAAGAGACCUUCCAUGAAAGAAGCACUUCAAGUCCUAGAGAAAAUCACUUGAGAUUGCAAACUUUCAAAACUAAUGAUGUGUUUGGGUCCCAUAUAUAAGUGUGUGUUGUUGGAUUAAAGGGGUAGAGAUUUCUUUUUAUCUUUUGCUGGCUUGAAAUGCUGCAUAAAGAAAGAGCAAAGAGAGGAGUGUGGAUAUCUUAUAUGAAAUUGUGCAUGCUUGUAUGUUUGACUGAUUAAUCAAUCAGACAAUCGUUUUUUUUUU